ACCUCCGGGACAGCAGGGGGCGACAAACGGCUUCAAACAGAAGAAGCCUAGCAUCACAACAACACUGCUAGUAACGUUAGCUCAAAGAAGAGCGAAGUGUAUUUUUUUCUGCUUAUUGGGAACUUAUUAACAGGUACGCUGGAAUUUUCUGAUACCCACUCGGACAUGUCAUAUGUCUUCAUCAACGACUCGUCGCAGACCAACGUGCCUCUCCUGCAGGCCUGCAUUGAUGGAGACCUGCCUUUCGCCAAGAGGCUCCUGGAGACGGGAUGCGACCCCAACAUCCGUGACAACCGGGGACGCACCGGCCUGCACCUAGCCGCCGCCCGGGGGAACGUGGACAUAUGCCGCCUCCUGCACAAGUUCGGGGCAGAUCUGCUGGCGACUGACUAUCAAGGAAAUACAGCGCUGCAUCUGUGUGGUCAUGUGGACACCAUCCAGUUCCUGGUCUCCAACGGGCUGAAGAUCGAUAUCUGUAACCACAAUGGCUCGACCCCUCUGGUGCUGGCGAAGAGACGCGGCGUCAACAAGGACGCCAUUCGUCUGCUGGAAGGACUGGAGGAGCAGGAGGUGAAGGGAUUCAACAGAGGACCCAACUCCAAAUUGGAGACGAUGCAAAUGGCCGAUAGUGAGAGUGCGAUGGAGAGCCACUCUUUACUCAACCCAAACCUGCAGAGCAGCGAGGGGGUCCUGUCCAGCUUCAGGACCACCUGGCAGGAGUUUGUGGAGGAUCUGGGCUUCUGGAGGGUCCUGCUGCUGCUGGUGGUCAUCGCCCUGCUCUCCCUUGGCAUCGCGUACUACGUCAGUGGAGUCCUGCCUUUCUCCACCAGCCAGCUGGACCUGGUGCAUUGAGGGGGGGGGGGGAGGUGUAGUGAAAAGCAUGGGAGAGGGAGGUAAUGAAAUACCUUCAGCCGUGUUCACACCGGAUGCUUGUUGGUUCUCUCAGCAGUGAAGCAUCAUAUUGUAUUGUUAGCGUUUCUAAAAAGCAGUGAUCCAAAAAAUGUAAACUCACUGGCUCAACGAAGAAAGGUAUUGUAAGAGGUGGUUAACAGGAAGUGUCUCAUACUAAGAGCAUGUGUUGGUCUUGUUUGAAUAUCGUGUAAUAAAUCCCCUUUAAAACCAGAUCAGUUAAAGCUGCUUCUGAAAUAGUGUGAAAAGAUGAAGCGCUUGUUUUGUUUCCUGUGUAACUUUCCUUCGUACUGUGUGCUCUGUUACAAGCUGUAUAUUGCCAUUGUUUUGUAUUUUUUUCUUAUUUGUGUGAUCUUUUCAACUGUUAUUUAUCAAAUGUCUUCUGUAUUAAUUUCCCUGCAUACUGUAUGUUUAGUUAAAAUCCUGAUUCCUUGCUUUCUUUCCACAUUUAAUCCUUUUUGUUUGCCUUUUCACAACGGCUCAGUGAGACUUCCCCGCCCAAAGCAUUGAAAUCUACCGUGUUGUUGUAAGAAUCAUAUAUAGGCACAAUGCUCAUAACCUGUAGGCUUAUGGCAGCAGAUUAAUAACGUUUCAUCGUAUAUUCAUUUCAUCUUAAUGUCCUUGUAAACCCUGUUGAUUUUCUGUGCACAAUAACACAUUUGAAGUAAAUCUGAAUUUAACGUGGACAAAGAAUAAAAUCCUGUGUAUGUCUGAUUCUAACCAACGAGACGA
This is a messenger RNA of Cottoperca gobio, 1641 nucleotides long. Its product is annotated as ankyrin repeat domain-containing protein 46. Gene Ontology annotation, molecular function: protein binding. The transcript has 4 exons. The record is from RefSeq and is a predicted model, not a curated record. The coding region runs from base 166 to 852 and encodes 228 amino acids. NCBI's taxonomy places the organism in Eukaryota, Metazoa, Chordata, Actinopteri, Perciformes, Bovichtidae.